Malassezia vespertilionis is the source of this 1107-nucleotide messenger RNA. Its product is annotated as lipoate--protein ligase. Gene Ontology annotation, cellular component: mitochondrion; cytoplasm. The record is from RefSeq and is a predicted model, not a curated record. The coding region runs from base 1 to 1107 and encodes 368 amino acids. The transcript has a single exon. Gene Ontology annotation, biological process: protein lipoylation. NCBI's taxonomy places the organism in Eukaryota, Fungi, Basidiomycota, Malasseziomycetes, Malasseziales, Malasseziaceae. Gene Ontology annotation, molecular function: lipoyltransferase activity.
AUGCGGCCGCAAGCGUACUUGUCGCGCGCGACUUCGCCUGCUUUUAAUCUUGCAUGGGAAGACUUUUUGCUUAGGACAGCGCCGCAGGCAACCCCCGUCUGCUUUCUUUACCAAAAUUCGCCGUGCGUCGUGGUGGGCAAGAACCAAAAUGUGUGGGGCGAAGUGGACCCUGGCGCGAUGCGGCAAGGCGCUGUGCCCGUCGUUCGAAGGAAUAGCGGCGGGGGCACGGUGUACCAUGAUCUAGGCAAUACAAACUUUUCGUUCCACAUUCCACGCGCAGAUUUUGUGCGCAGCACACACACAGACAUGGUCGCACACGCGCUCGCAUCCCCGCCCAUUUCGCUCCCGCCGAGAUUUGCACGCCCUCCGGUUUUUCGGAACGAAAGGAACGAUUUGGUCGUGUACGCUGCAAAUGCAAGCGACGCACACCCCGAUGCGCUUCGCAAGAUAUCCGGUAGCUCGUACAAAAUUGCGGGACAGCGCGCAUACCACCACGGCACCUUGCUACUGCACGCCAAUUUAGCGCGCAUCCGCUACUUGAGGCGCACGCCGCGUGUUGCGAUGGAGUCGCGUGGCGUGGACUCGGUGCCGUCGCCGGUAGCGAAUCUACAAGAAACAUUUGCGGCGCACGCACCCAUGCUACAACACACGGUCGUAGCACGCGCGAUUUGCGACGCAUUCUUCGCUGCGUACGGCGCAGGGGACGUGAUAGAGGUCGACGAAACCGCGCUACCUACCACAGCACAAAGCGGGACACGCACAGAGUGCGCGCGCGCAAUCUUUGACGAGAUCCGCAGCUGGAAAUGGGUGUACGGCGCGAAUCCAGACUUGUGCGUACAUGUCGACGCCCAGGAGCACCAUUUUCCCCUUGCGCCGACAUUGGCGCUUGCCCUAAACGUGCAGCGCGGAACGGUGGCGCAUGUGCAUGCCACAGGCGUGGAUAGCACAUGCCGCGCCAUGCAAAGCGCCCUGGCAUCGUUGCACGGCGAGCGGUACGAUGCACUGGCCACGGCGCCGCCGUCCGACGUGCCGUUUAGCAGGUCAGCGCUGCGUGAUGGAUCGUCUGCACAGCGCGCCUUGUGGCAAUGGCUGCACACAGUCUUGUAG